Cajanus cajan (pigeon pea) is the source of this 1635-nucleotide messenger RNA. RefSeq lists its product as uncharacterized. The record is from RefSeq and is a predicted model, not a curated record. Lineage: Eukaryota; Viridiplantae; Streptophyta; Magnoliopsida; Fabales; Fabaceae.
UAAAUUGUAACAAUGAAAAUAAAAAUGAAUAAUGUCCUAGGACCAAAAAUAAAUAUCAAACGAUGAAGUUGCUUAACGAACCAAACUCGAGUAUAUUACUUUGGUACGUGUAAUAAUAUUCCUUAAUCAAAAUCAAAAGAUUAUUCUGAUAAAUUAUUAAAAUAAAACACCAAUUUAGAUUAACAGUAUUACACAGAUACCCAAACAACACCCAAAAUCUUUUCCUUGUGUAAAGUAAGAACUAAGAAAUGAGAAUUACAAGAGCAAUGUUGGCGCCAAAAGAAGAGAGGGUAGAAUAGUUAGGUUAGGGCGUUAACCGAAGAAGAUGGCUUCAGCAUUUGGAUGGUUCGGUCCUCUCAUUGACCUCUCCGCUGCCUCCUUUCACAUCGGCGAUUUCGUGCAGCUUCUCGUCUUCGUUCACCGUUCCUUCCCCGUUCAGUGCAAGUCGUCCAAACGCGGACGAGACCUAACGCGAACCGACAUCGAAGUCGGCGACGAUACGACGACGUAUUUCGUGGUUUCUCUCUGGCAGAAGCACAUGGCGUCCGCGGUGGCAGCGGGAGACGUCGUCUUGUUACAGAAUUUGAAGGUUGCGAAGUAUGGCGGUGUUGUUGAGGCCAGAACCGUUCAGUGGUCUUCGCUGCUUCGCUUGGUUCACCCUUACCAAUCGCUUCUCUCCAACGCUGUUGAUGAGUUGAUAACAGGUUGCCGUGUUGGGACAACAACAAAGGACAAGCUUAGGAAGGUCAUAAAGUGGGUGCAGCAGUCUCGGUCCACCAUCUGCAACAUCAAUUUGCAGUCCAAUAAACAAAUUGAGCUUCUGCCAAGAAACUGGACGGUGCUUGAAGAGGAAAAGCCUAGGGACUGCUUUUCACUUAUGGAAGUCUCUCAGCUAACAGCAUCCUGCAAGGCUAUUGUCUGUGCAUCUAUUGGUGAAAUUGUUCCACUACUUACCUCCAGGACUGUUGGUGAUACGAAGAAAGAGAAGAUUUUCAUUAGCAGGAGAGCUUACAGGGCUGAGAAUAAUAACUUGGUAGAUGAUCUCAUAUGCACUGGCUGCCAUCUCUGUGGUUCACCCUUAGAUUUAAAAUUUGAGCAAAAUGCUAAUCAAUUGAUGUGUUGGAAAAAUUCAAGCCGCCUUCACUCUAUAUGCUCGAUAUAUAGGCCCUUCAUGCUAUACGUGUGGGAUGAAUCAGAUUACAUGCCAAUUCUCGUUAAGAACAGGGCCGCAGAAAUCUUGUUUGGGAACAUCAAGGCUGGAAAAGUAUAUUCAACUUACAGAGAACAAAUGCGUAACCAAAAUCUUGGUCCGAGAAAUAAAUGCAAGGAUAAAGAUGCCGGUGAAAGACUUGCUAUUAACCCGAGACUUUCUGAGGAAGGACUUCCUAGUGCCAAUACGUUAGAGGUGGGUAAGAGCUUGCAAUUAGAGGAAAAGCAUCUUCCUGAUAAGUUCAACUUUUACCGUGUCUGGUUAAUUCUUCUUAAAAUGUUGCUGAAACAAGGAAAGAACGGGCCUCUGAAAUUUGAGAUCAUUGUUGAUCCCGGCUUAGAUAUCGAAAAUGGAAAGUUUGAAAUGGUUUCUGCAACAAUGCCUUGCUUUGGAACCAAAUGAUUUUAUCCAUCCUGAACUUUGCA